Laccaria bicolor S238N-H82 is the source of this 1956-nucleotide messenger RNA. RefSeq lists its product as uncharacterized. The coding region runs from base 1 to 1956 and encodes 651 amino acids. Gene Ontology annotation, biological process: protein phosphorylation. The transcript has 5 exons. The record is from RefSeq and is a predicted model, not a curated record. NCBI's taxonomy places the organism in Eukaryota, Fungi, Basidiomycota, Agaricomycetes, Agaricales, Hydnangiaceae. Gene Ontology annotation, molecular function: protein kinase activity.
AUGCGGCCAAAUUGUGACCGCUCAGGCGUCGGCGGCAGUCGACAACGACAAGCCGGCCUCUCCUGUAUUACAACUAUUGCAAAAUCACCCAUCACUCAAAGUUCGGAUGGAACUUAUUGCGGUUACGGCACUGGUGAAGAUCAAGCAAAUGUUCUCCGAGAGGAGCUGGAACGACAUAAGUCCGAGGGUGAAGAUAAAUUUGGACGAACCACUUUUCAGCCAGUGGACACCGCGACUCAGGAACAGCUAGAGGAGUUCUUUGAGGAUACCAACUACUUUACGUUGAAUCCCAAGAAACGGUGGAACGGCAUUCCGGAGGUGCCACUGUCCGAAAAAACAGUCUACAAUCCUUACGUGAACAUUAUCAUUGGAAUUCUGUCGUAUUUCGAAGUUGCCGCACGCCAGAUGGUCCCACCUGCGGCGACGCUUGGCCCUGUCGAAGGGGCGGAAGGUAUGACACUGAAUCUGUCCCCCGAGGCACUUAUCCUGGGAACUGGCUUUGCCGAAGGAACCACACCCCAUGACACGCUUGUCACAAAGCUCGACGAUAACAAAGGGGCCGGCAAUACUACAUUGGACACGUCUGACGUACUCAUUUCGGAAUCUAGUGCCGUGGAAGACACCACACCCCAGCCGGUUCAUGACACACAUGCAACGAAACUUGGUCACAUCGAAGGGGUUGACAAUACGACUGUGAAAACAUCUCCGGACAUACUUUUUUUGGGAUCUGGUGACGGUUUUUGGCCAGACAACAAACUGGUUCAAGCAUCGAAACUGUCAUCAAAAUCUUCAUUAAAAUCAACUUAUAGAAGCUGCGCCAGCCCCCUCGAAAUCAAAACCGAGAAUAAUUGUGCGUUUUGGGAUAACCUCGUUCAAAUUGCUGUAUACGCUCGACAAUGCUUUAUUCAGCAGGAGAAUCGGUUUUUCGUUUAUUCUGCCAUCCUGACCGAAACCUUCAUCCAACUCUUCCAAUUUGAUCGCGCCGGUGUAAUGUACUCAAAAAGAAUCAACAUCCAUCAACAUCCUCGCUAUUUUAUUCGCAUUAUCCUCGCCCUCGCAUCCCCAGACCCCGAAGCCCUUGGGUUGGAUACAAGCAUACAGUGGUAUGACGGCAAGCGAUACCUGACUAUGCCGACACGCGCAGAGAAUGAGCUUGUACGUUAUGAGAUUGAAAAUCAUAAGGCAUGCUUCCUUCGUCGCGCCAUCCGUGGUCGAGGAACCCGCUGCUGGAAUGUCAUCGAUCCCAAAACAGGUGACAAAUACCUGGCUAAGGAUUGCUGGCGGUCCGUUGACCGUACUCCCGAGUGGGAGCUUCUGGAAAUGGCCAAAGGACUAGAAGGCGUGGGGCAGAUGAUCGGUUACUGGGAGCCGGAGAUGACCAUCAGCUCUUUGAGGGGUAUCGAUCGCAAUACUCCCAAUUUCCGAGACCGAACUUUCUGCCGAGUCUUGCUAGAGAGAUAUGGCAAGCCUAUCCACCAAUUUGACAACAAAAAGCAGCUUCUCUCUGCUUUCCGGGAUGCUAUCGCUGGGCAUCGGAACCUAUGGAACAAAGGCAUGCUCCAUCGGGAUAUAAGCAUUAAUAACAUUCUCAUAGGUAAGGAAAAUGCGCCAGUUGGUAGUCGAGGCGUGGUCAUCGACCUUGAUAUGGCGAUCCUACUCAAUCGGGAAGGUAGCCUUGCCGGCGUCGACUUCAGGACGGGUACCCGUAUAUUCCAAACCAUUAUGGUAUUCCAAAGUCAAAUGAAACAAAAGCCGGGCACUAUAUUCCCCGCCCACGACUAUCUCGAUGACCUGGAGUCUUGCUUUUACGUUCCAUGUUGGAUCUGGUUUGCCUACGACGGACCAGGGUUACUGGUACACCCACAACCAAGGUUUCUGUGUUUCUGGGGGGAAUUAAACCCGGCGAUGGCAAGCAAUUCCAAAUUCGUGUUUUUUUCACAAAUUUGUGCUUCCUGA